GCCCUCAAGUCAUUACUCCAACCAUAUGGUACCGACAGACCUCAAAGGACAUCCUGGAGGGCAAGGACGUUAAUCUCGUAUAAAAGUAUCAUCGCCUCCCUUGAUGGCACAGUACACCGCUCAUACACCAAGGGCGACAUCUCAGUGGUCAUUGGAGGCCAGAGACACAAGACUGGAAAGAUUAUUCAUCAGUAUGGUUAUAACCUUCCUGGUCUUGUGUCAGUACAGACACUACUGCGUUUUCACAUGUCUCAGCCUAUAUUCCGGGCAAAUUGGGUCCUAUACAUCUACCCUCAGGUCAGUCGACUCAGCAGGUAUAUAGUAUAA
This is a messenger RNA of Pelobates cultripes (western spadefoot toad), 327 nucleotides long. The record is from the annotation of a GenBank genome assembly. NCBI's taxonomy places the organism in Eukaryota, Metazoa, Chordata, Amphibia, Anura, Pelobatidae.